Molecule: messenger RNA, 3278 nt
Organism: Thalassophryne amazonica
Lineage: Eukaryota; Metazoa; Chordata; Actinopteri; Batrachoidiformes; Batrachoididae
Gene: lrch4
Product: leucine-rich repeats and calponin homology (CH) domain containing 4
Molecular function (GO): protein binding
Source: RefSeq, a predicted model, not a curated record
CGCCGCUUCCUGAAAGGCUGACAGUUGGCGUCGCUCCGCUCGGAACCGUCGACGAACCGUUUGGUGUUAAUAGUUUUCGGUGGCGGAGCCUCUCGGGGCAUGAGAGCGGACCGGACCGGCCGCACCGAGCGCGUGUGAUGGCGGCCGGCGACGGAGCCCAGCUGCCGGCCGCCGUGGCGGCCAGCCGCAGCGUGGACAAGGCGCUGGAGGAGGCGGCCGGCGGCGGGGCGCUGCACCUGGCCAACCGCAAGCUGCGGGAGUUCCCCCGGACCGCCAGCAACUACGACCUGUCCGACAUCACGCUGGCAGACCUGUCCAAGAACCGUCUGUGUGAGUUCCCAGAGGAACUGUGUCAGUUCAUCUCUCUGGAGACGCUCAGUCUCUACCACAACGGGAUGCGCUCGCUGUCCUCCAGCCUGGACAACCUACAGGCUCUGACCUACCUCAAUCUCAGUCGGAACCUUCUGUCCUCGUUGCCCCCCGUCCUUGUUCCAGUUGCCCCUCCCAGAGUGCUGGUGGUCUCCAACAACAAGCUGUCCUCACUGCCCACCUCUGUCUCCUCCCUGACUAACCUGAGACAGCUGGAUGUGAGCUGUAACGAGCUGCAGUGUCUUCCCGCUGAACUUGGACACUUGGAGUCUCAGGACCUGAACCUGAGGCGGAACCAGCUGACCGCCCUGCCCGAAGAAAUCUCAGAGCUUCCCCUGGUCCGGCUGGAUGUGGCGUGCAACCGCAUUUCCCGCCUCCCUCUGUGCUACCGCCACCUGCGCCACCUGCAGAGCAUCUCAUUGGACAACAACCCGCUGCAGAUGCCUCCUGCACAGAUCUGCUCCAAGGGCAGGUACCAUAUCUUCAAGUACCUCAACAUGGAGGCCUGCAGGCGGAGUCAGGAGGAGCUGGAGAGACACCUCAGGCCCACCGGCUUCAACAGCUGUCUGUCAGACCAGGAGCUGCUCGGGGGGCUGGACUCGGGUUUUAACAGUGUGGACAGCGGCAGCAAGAGAUGGUCCGGCAACGAGUCAGCAGACGACUUCUCGGAGCGCUCGCUGCGGUUAGCGGAGCUCAGCAGAGACCAGAGGAACCCCGAGGAGGAGGAGGGAGGCUCGCCUCGCACCGCCAACAGAGUGAACGGAGAGGCGGAGCAGGUGGACUUCAUCGACAGCAGCGUGAUUGAGGAGGAGGAUGAGCACAUAUCCAGCACAGCGCCCCCUGUGAAGGAUCUGCCUUCGUGUCAAACCCAGAGCGUCGUGUCGUGCAGGUCCGGCCUCCACAUGGACCUGAGCGUCCCGUUGUCGGCCUCGCUGUCCAGCCCCUCCCCGGAGGAGCGCAGAAGGCCCGGCACGCUGCUCAUCUGGCAGGAGAGAGAACGUCUGCAGCAGCAGCAGCAGAGGGAGAAGGCCAGUUUGGUGAAGUCAUCGACCAAAGCAGGAAGUCAUGUGACCAGCGCCGUGCUGUCGGGUGGUGAAGCGGCAGACGGCAGCGGUGGUCUCCGGCAGCGAUGUGCAAGCGCUGAGCCGCUGACCGCUGUGUCCCCGUCGACACUGCACCGCUCCACCAGCAGGACAGAUGCCACAUCCUCACCCAAAACAUCCCCUCCCCCCGGCCCCGCCCACAAACCCAACAGUUUCCUGUUCCGCACAUCGUCCCGCAGCAACGUCAAACCCACAGCGUCCAUGUUUAGUCUUGGAGAAUCUGGACGAAGUGAGUCUCGUAUGACGCUGCGCUCUCCAAAAGAGGAGCGACCGGAUGUUGCACAACUACGCAAGACUCUGGAGUCUCGUUUGAAGAUCAGCCUGCCAGAGGAUCUAGGCGAGGCCUUGUCCAACGGGAUCGUCCUCUGCCAGCUGGUCAACCACAUCCGCCCUCGCGCCGUGUCAAUCAUCCACGUUCCCUCCCCUGCAGUGCCAAAGCUGAGCUCAGCAAAGUGUCGCCUGAACGUGGAGAACUUUGUCGCUGCCUGCCGCCGGCUGGGUGUGGCCGAGACGGACGUGUGCGUCUGUUCUGACGUCUUUCUGUGCAAGCUGCCCGCUCUGCUGCGCUGCGUGACGGCUCUGCUGGCAGUGGAGGAUCCGCCCCCUCGCCACACUCCGUCCACGUCACUGCUGUCCACAGACUUCCUGCUGUUCUACUGCGUCGCCAUGGCGCUGCUCUAUGCACUCUACCGCUGUGUCCUCGGCUAGAGGACGCCGCGCCGACGCCUUACUGCUGAGUUUAGCCUUCACGCUCUGUCUGUCCUCGCCGCUGGCGCUGGAGGAAAAGUUCUCAGCCUAGCUUGACCGCGUACGUUUUUCACCCUGUGGACUGAACAAUCAUGGCGGUGUGAAGUCGCCCUUUAACAGUUUGUAAUUGGAGUCAAACAUUCAGAGGUCAAAGGUUAAAGGCUCAGAACGUCUCCUCCGGGCGUGGCUGAUCAAACUGUUUGUUGGCGGUACGUUUACUCAGCGUGGGAGCUGUGACAUCACAGACUGUUUAAAAUGUUACGUUUGAUUUUUGUUCAAAUUAAACUUGUAGCUGUUGUCCAGGCGGGGGCGCCGCAGCAGACUAUUUCCUGAACUGUGAAUGUUUUUGGUCACGUGACACACAGUUUGGCGCCUCUCGCUGUCUUUGCUGUUGUAGUUGUGAACAGCAGGGGGCAGAGUUGCUGCGCCCUUUAGCCUGCAGGUACCACGCCCCUCCCGCAGUCUCCUGCCUCCUGAUUGGUCGAUUUGACCAGCACAUCCUGCUUCCUGCUUGUAUAAAAUGUAAACAGGUAUUAAAUUAUUUUUAUUUAUUUAGGCUGUUUUGUUGCCUAGUAACAGAACGGAGGCUUUAACAUAAAUUAAUGGCUGCGUUUAAACAAACCGAUCACCAAUUUUUAUUUAUUUUUUUGAUCAGUUAGUUGCCACAUUUUGACAUAAGCUUAAAAAAACACCUAAAACUCGACCAAACAGAACCACUGAUGACCCAAAUACCUUGUUUCUUUUUAAAUGGACCCUCAGGCUCGAAGCUUUUUGUUUUGUGUAGACAGAAAAUGUUCUAAUUAGUUUUUUUAAUUAGCCUGCUGUUAAAUGACUUUUUUUAUACUGAUGAUUAAAUGUAUAGUUUAUAAGGCGAUGUUAGCUGAACACUUUAUAUUUAUAUAUUAUUACUCUUGUACUGAGAAAUAACUUGAGUUUAUACAAUUUUUUUUCUGCCCUUGUAAAGAAAUGAUUAAAAAAAUGAAUUUGAAGAUGUUUGUCUGCUUGCCUGUUGUGCUCUCUCACCCCAUCAGCCAAUCAGGAUAUCUGCAGGCAAAAAAA